This is a messenger RNA of Acanthosepion pharaonis, 609 nucleotides long. Lineage: Eukaryota; Metazoa; Mollusca; Cephalopoda; Sepiida; Sepiidae. The record is from the annotation of a GenBank genome assembly.
AUGUCAUUGUCUGAAGGAAUAUCUAUCGAUCUCUCUCUCUCUCUCUCUCUCUCUCUCUCUCUCUCUCUCUCUCUCUCUCUCUCUCUCUCUCUCUCUCUCUCUCUCUGGGAACUACAAACAUAUAAAGCUCUCGCGGGAGAUACGCGUUCCCACUUUGAACGGAAUUUCAUUUAUUUUCUUCAUUCGUCUUCUUUUUAUUUUUUUCAGCCUUCCUCUUUUUCCCUUGUUCUUUCCUUUCUUCUUUCAUUCGUCAUAUUUUUAUCCUUCUUUUCGUUCUUCUUCUGCCUAUUCACUUUUUUAUUCGCCUCCUUUCUUAUCUCCUAUUUUCAUAUAAUUCUUUCAUUUCAUUCAUCAUCUUUUAUCUUUCUACUUUUCAUUCGUUUUUCUUCAUCCUUCUUUAUAUUUUAUUCUGUUCUUCUUUCCAUAGUCGUUUCCUUUCUUUUUCUUCUUCUUCUUUCAUUUGUCCCUUUUUUCAUUCGUUUUUUUUUUUUUUACAUGCAUCUUUUUAGUUAUCUUGUCAUUGUUCCUUCGUUUCUUCAUUUUCAUUCCCUCGUCUCUCCGUUACUCUUUUCAUUCUUCUUUUCAUUCUUCUUCUUCUUCUUUCCAUAA